Messenger RNA from Gallus gallus (chicken), 14744 nucleotides. It is a transcript of the gene ARHGEF12, whose product is annotated as Rho guanine nucleotide exchange factor 12. The transcript is spliced from 41 exons. Lineage: Eukaryota; Metazoa; Chordata; Aves; Galliformes; Phasianidae. Gene Ontology annotation, molecular function: GTPase activator activity; guanyl-nucleotide exchange factor activity; G protein-coupled receptor binding. The record is from RefSeq and is a predicted model, not a curated record. Gene Ontology annotation, biological process: G protein-coupled receptor signaling pathway; Rho protein signal transduction. The coding region runs from base 6974 to 11299 and encodes 1441 amino acids. Gene Ontology annotation, cellular component: cytoplasm.
GGCACACAUCAACAGCACAGGGCCAGGAGCUGCUGAUGGAAGGCGAGAGCUGCCAACCAGAGCCAGGAGCACAGCCAUGCUGACUGCAGGUGGGAGGUGGGAGGACCUCUGUGAUCCUGGAGGGGCUGUAGGUGCUCAGGGCCUUCUGAAGCUGCUCUGGUUGGGGUGGCAGCAGUGCUUGGAGCUCCGGCCCUUUUGCUGGGGGCCUUUGGAGCGGGAGGUGUGGCUCUGAUCCCUGCAGAUAGAACAGCUUUUUCCGCCCUCCGAAACAUUAUUGUGCGGUGUCUGAAAUUAGAUGAUGACUUCAGCCGACCAGCAAGUUGCUGCUCUUGGGUUGUUUCAGAUUUAAAAGGGUGCUUCCCCCUGCUGCCACAGGGCGUCCAGCCAUCCAGCCUGGUCGAGAAAGUCGGGGGAAACUGUGAUAAGAAGAAGAGGAUGAAUCCAUGCGAUGUGAGCUGAUGGGCGGCGAUGCGAUGAGGAGAAGGGUUCUUAGACAGCUUAGAGGUCUCGGAGCUGGCAGUGUGCUGCUGCUGCCUGCUGACACACAGCAAUAGGCUGUGGUUUGCCCUGCGCAGUCCCUGCGGUUUGGGCUGCGGAAGUGGUUGGUGUGGGUGCAGAUCGGAUCUGAGCGAAGCAGAGCUCCGUCGUUUCGGCUGGUGGGGGUGGUGUGGGGACACAGCAGGAGGAGUUGUUUGUGGGAUCAUCUUUGUUUCUAUGGGUGUGUGUUAGAAGGAUGCGGUGCUGUCUGCAGGUGCCGGUAAUGCAGAUGCCUUUGUCCCAGGCUGUGGCUUUCCCUGUGAGAUGCAGAACAUGCAGCAGCAAAGGGAAGCAUUGGUGGUGCUGCAGGAAGGGGCACUUUGCUCUGUGCCCAUCCCAGGGCAGCUGCCCUGCUGCAAUACCCCCUCCUCAGCAGCAGCCCUUUGCAGAGUGCUGCACAGCCCCAGGUUUUACACUCUCUGAAGUUCUUUCUCUACAGUGUUCAGCCCACUCGUGCUAUGGAAAUAAAAAAACCCCAUGAUAUGUCCAAAAAACAACCACCCAAAAAAGAGCAGGCGUGCUCCUCUGUUCAUGCUAUUCUGUUCAUCCAGUGGGAAGAUGGAGGAAUGUUGGUGCUCGCUUUAAACUCUGGAAUUUUGUUUACUUUGGAUGUUAACCAGUGCAACUUCAGCUGUAUGUAUUGCAUAGCAAACCUUGACCUCUCCCUUUUCCUCUUAGUAGGCUUAUUAUCAGGUUUUGCACUCGUCUGUGAGACGUUGGCUGUGGGUUUUGAUGCCUGCACCUGUUCUGCAGUGCUUUUGACUCCCACUCUGGAGCUGGGUCUGUGCCUGCAUUCUGCCUGCAAGAACCCAGCUGGUUGGAGCCAGGAAAACACUUCUCCGGGCAGUGUGCAGGCAGGGAGUUGUUGCUGCUCUGGGCUUGGUGCACUGUGAUGCAGGGGAUUCCCACACACAGCUGUGCUGCGGGUCUGGGCCUGGGGCAGCCUGCAGAACCUGCCCCUUUCCCCCAGCCUUUUGGUUUUCAAUCCCAGCCCUGGGUGGCAGCUUCCCUCACCUGCUCCCUCCCGCUGCAUCAUUGCUGUUGGCUCAGGGAAUGGCUGCAGAAGCAGGAGGCAUGCUCAGCUCGUGGGGUGCAAUGGGGCUGGGGAGGAGGGCACAUGGAGCAUGCUUUGAUGCAACACGGAGGGAGCCGUGCUAUCUGCAAGCAUGGGUGGCCUUCAGAUGGAGCUGAUAAGAGGAACAAGCAUGGUGUUUCUGUAGGUAAGCUGCAUGCAUUCACUGCUUAAAUGGAAAUGAUUCUUUUUUUAAUGUGUUUGAGCAAAUGUUGCAUGACAAGUGACUGCAGUUAUUGUGUUGGAAUUAGCUUGGCUGUUGUCCCUGCAGAGCUGAGAGCUCCUGCAGGGCUGCAGCGGUGCCCAGUUUGGGGUGGAGAUGGAGAAAUGAUCCAGUUACCCUGCAUGCCCCAUCUCUGGAGGGAGAUGUCCAUAGCAGUGAUGCUGCAUGAGCAGCCCUGCCCUGGGAUUUCAAAGCAAGGGGCACGUGUGCUCUUGUAGCUCCAAUGUCCAAGCCCUUCAUUUUCUUCCUGGCCCCCUGCAUGGCAUGUUGGGGCAGGGUGAGCCCUGUGAACAGCCCUGGAAAACACUGUUCAUUAUGCACUGCCUGGAGGGCAGAGGGGGAAUUGUCAAUAGGACGGGCUCUGAAAUAAAAUGAGUUCUGGGGGAGCUCAGGCAAAAUGAGCCAAAGCUCACAGACAGUGUCUGGAAACACCGUGAGCUCUGAACAUCAGUGGCUGUAUUUCCCUCAUGGUGCUGAAGCAAUGGGAGUGAAAUAGGUUCUGGUGCCCUUGAGAAAUGGAUCUGUGUGUUUUCAGAGCCUGGGGCUGUGAGUACAGGUACUGAUGCUGUGCGUUCGGUUGUUUCCUGCUGUCAGACAUGGGGAGCACUAUGUGAAUACCAUAAUGCUAAAGGCAGUGCUGGCUGUUGUGUUGGACUGGCACUUUGACACCGUUUGUAUGCUUUAAUUUUGGGGUUGCAUCGUAGUGUAAAGCCAGAGAGGGAUGAAAGCUGCGGUGCUGUGAAACAAAACUUUAGAAACCUUUGGAAGGAAUGAGUCAAGCUCUUUUUUUCUUCCUGCUUCUUGAUAUGCAGUUUAUUGGGCCUCAAAGUAUUUACUGCUGAAAGCUUCCUGCUGUAGAGCACACCGUGGCUCAGUGCUAUCGGCUGCUGCAGCUUGGGUUGGGUUUUGGAUUGGGUUGGGUUUUGGAUUGGGUUGGGUUUUGGAUUGGGUUGGGUUUUGGGUUGGGUUUUGCUCUCUUUGGAUCAUAACACACUGUGAAUGGAGCAGACCCAGUCUCGGGAGAUGGAGUGUCCCUGCUCCCGUUUCUCUCUCUUUGCAACACGUGAGCUGUAGAAUGACUGCUUGUCUCUCUCUGCUUUGGCACUGCUUCACGUUGGGCUUUGGUGACUGGCACAACUUGUGCGUUUCGGAGCUGUUUUUCAGCCGCCAUUGCAGGCUGAUGGGAAUUGGUUAAAUGCACUUCAAUGGCAGGAUAAGCAGAAAUUGUUUAUACGCUCUGUUCUAAGAUGUUGAGUGGCUUCUAAAAUUGCUCGUGGUAAAAGAUCAAGGAAGGAAACAGGGUGACCUUUAAAUGAAGCUCCAUAUAGCCCGUUUUCCUACACCAGAAGUCAGCGCAGACAAUGAGAGAUGGAGGCCAUUGGGGUUCAUGCUUACGAAGUGUCUUUUGCUUUCUGCUUUUGCAGAUAGGUAUUUUUAUUUUUAAUUUUCCUUACAGAUUUGGCAGACCUGACGGCUGCCUGGGUUUGCUUUGGAUCUGUUCUGAGCUUGGCUUUUGCCUGGCAUCCCAUGGGCGCCCUGGGCUCCACGCAGCGACUCCUGAAGCUGCACUAAGAACAUAAGGGCACCUGCAGGGGCUUCCCAUCCUGCGGUAGGCCCCUAAAAGCUUUCAGCUAAUUAUGCCAAACUACUCUGAAUCCUGAAAGCUUGCAGGUCUUUCGACUUUAUCACCCAUUGCCAGCCUUCAAUUGCAUCACAUAUGCUAAAUAUCCAUGGUUUGUUUUCUGCCCGUUUCAGAUGGAGUGGCUGCUCAAACAAUCCGGGCUGUGCUUGUCCUUCAGUGAUUGUUGGCCUGCUCUCUUACUGCAGAAACAAUUUCCUGUUUCUCUACCUCAGUUUCCUAUUUUUCAAGCUAAGUUACGGUAAUUGAAGGCAUGUUCCUAAGGAGCUGAGAUGACGCGAGGUUUGCAUAUGGGAAGCGGUUGCUUUGUGGAGUUAUUGCUUUACCUGCUGUAAGCUCUCCUGAAAUUGCUCUGCGUGGCAGAAAUUCCUGAGGGGAGCUUCUGUACGUCUGACUUCCACUGCCCGUUUUGCUGUAUCCUGUGCUGCAGAAAUGCAUCCUUAACCUCUUUGUUCUUCCAGCCGGUCCACAGAGCGGGGCCAGAAGUAACCCAAGAGGAGAUGCGUUGGCUGUAAGCUGCAGCCCAUGGAGCUCUGGGAGAUGACAGCCACGUGUGUGCCACCACCAGAGCUGGGCUGGGGGAUGGGCUCAGUGCUGGAGGGGGGGGUUGAAGGGUAGAGGUGCUUUGCAUGCUCCAGUGCAGCGCCUGUGACAGGGCGGCUUCUCAGGAGCUAUUUGCAUGCUGGAGAGCAGCGUGCUGUUUUUGUGCUGGGGAAGCACACAGCUGUUUCUCAGACGCAUAGAGACGGUGCAGGUGAUCUGACGGGCUCUGUGUUGUUGCAGCGUGCUGCUGAAACAUGUGAGAUUUUCGUGCAUAUCUGUACUUUCACAUUUACUCUCUCUCAAAAAGAAGGCGACCUAUACUAAAUAGUCACUUGCAAGUUCCUGUUUAUUUAAGAUGGGAAGGGAUAGCUUUUGUUGCUUUGUGUAAAAGACACAAGAAACCAACAUCCUGAGCCCAUAAUGGGCUCAGGGUGCAGAAAGCUUGCUGCUGCUGCACGCCCUCAGCCCCUGAGACCACAACUGAUGUGCAGGGCUGUUCUUUCAGCUGCUCAGUGGAAGCACAGCUGUGAGCUGCUCCUGGUGGCAGUUUGUCGCAGGGGUGUGGGCUCUGUCCAUCCAUCCAUCCAUCCUCUGGGGACCGCUUUGCUUCCGCUGCACGGAGCUCUGGGAAGCUGAUCUUUUCCCAUGUCUGGCUCCUUAUUGGGGUAAAGGUCUGUGAAUUCUGCAUAAAUAUUUACCGUAUCCCAUCCUAACCAGCUGAGAGCCGCUAAUGCUGUUAGUUAACAACAAGAAGAGCUUUGCUUAUUUUGCUUGCGGGUGUGUGGCUUGUAUAUGGGCAAGAGGAAAUGCGUUCCUUCAUCAAUAGAGUGUAGGCAAAGGAAUAGGGACUGAAGUUGGGGUUAUUUGGCAAAGAAUGGUGGGACAGAAAUAGGGAAAUCCUGGAAUGUUAAACCUGGAAUGCAAAGGCAGCACUGUGCUGUGGAAGCACUGAAAUAACUUCACUGUCUUAAUGUUUUAUUACGCUGGCUAAGUGAGCAUCUGUUCUUUCCUAUGCUCUUAGGAGGUGGUUGGGAAGUGCCAUCACCAUUCCCUGUUUUCUCUUUCCCAUCUGGGACUGUAGAAAUGCAGGUAAAUGUAGAGCAGGGUCCCACGUUUCCAGCCCUAGCCAUAGCCUUGCUGUCCCUUCUAAGAACCUGCUUGCUUUUUUUUUGGUCUAAGAUUUAUUUAUUAUUUUUCCAGAUUGUUUUCUUCUUAUGUCCUGUGGCUGAGAGAGCAUGGAGGGAAGGAAAUCUGGGAAAUCGGAGUAGGAAGCGAGAUAGAAGCUUCCAUUCCUGAGCCUUUCUUGUUUUUACACCGUUUCCUGGCAGCUGCGUUGGGCUGUACUUGAAAGGAAUGCAUUGUGUUGCUUUUUCCCCAAAUCUGCAGAUAAAACAUCAAUCAAAAUUAAUAGUCUAAAAUUAUAAGCCCCAGCCAGCAGUGAAGCCUUAGCCUGCAGUGAUCCUGCUGGGUUAUAAUCCUGUGUUAAAAUCAGUUGUUGGCUUGCCCGUCCUUAUUAGGAGUGGGUAGGAGAACUGGAGCUCAAGUGCCAAUGGAAAUGUCAUUUAUUUCCCAUGUGUUGAUGCCAGGGAGAGAGGUCUGAUGCUUAAAGGGACUGAAAAUGUCCCCUCUGAGGUGAAGGCUGUAUCCACGCUGUGUACGUCCGUGCACUGACCUGGAUGCUUUCAAAGCAAAUGCUCUCCGUGCAGAUCUGAAAAGCAAGCUCAGGCAGGGAAAUGACUGCAUGGGUAGAAGCAGGGAGCAGAUAGGGGCAGGAGCUGCUGCCUUUGGCUUCCUGACUGCUGCGUAAUUGCAGCCGUGGUGCAGCUGUGGCUUUGAGGUUAUAUUUGGUACCGGCACGCACUGCGCGGGGCAGCACAGGAGGGACGUUUUGGUUCAUAAGAUCUGAGGGAUUGCUGUUAAUACAGUGAUUUACUGCGGAUUGAUCUUCGUAAUAGCUGCCGUGAUUUGGGAAAGGGGGUUGAGUUGCGUCAGGAAUAGCAAUUGAAACCACCAAAGAUGGGGUGGAAAAUAAAACGAGGCAAAUGGUUUUGUGGCAGUGGGUACCCCCAGGAGUGUGAGCGCUGUGCUGCCUGGGGCACGGCUGCAGCCUUGGGAAGAUUUACAUUAAUCAAACACAAACGGACAGGCGUAGCGUGAAGAAAUUUCUAUCCCGCUAGCAGUGCUCACAAACUUCAUUAGGUUAUUGGGGCAGAAAAAGAAAACAGCCCCUUCCCCCUGUGCUCCUUUUGCCCAGGGCUCGGCAAGCCUGCUGCCCCUUGCUCUGACCUCCGGGCUCUUUUCCUGGGCUGGCAGCAGGCAUGCUUCCAUUCUCACCCAUGUAUGUGUAUAUAUGCACACAAAGAUAGAUAUAUCUACAUAGGCAUGCACAUAAAGGUACGUGUAAAUAUAUGUCAGUGGCUAUGUCUAGCAUGUAUACAGACCGUCUAUCCCCAACGCACACAGCUCUGUAAGGGUGGAUGCUGCUGCUGGAGGAGGAGGGGUUUGUUCCAUCCCAGCAGCGGAGCAAUUGAGCGAUGCUGCUGGAGGAUGUGUGAGCGUGGAAGGAAUUGGAGAGCUUGCAAGAGGGGAGGUGUGCGGGGAGGGCUGGGUGGCAGCGCGCUCCCCCUGGACGUGGGCCUUUGGGAUCUCCCUGCGCUCUGAGCCUGGCUGGUGAACCAGGUUUCCUCUCAAAAAACCUACAAGGCACGGCAGCAUUCUGAGCAGAGAGUCUCCAGCCGACAAGAAGCAGAAGGUUGAGCGCUGCAGCAGCACCCACGACUUCGAUCCGACAGAUAGCUCCUCCAAGAAGACAAAGUCUAGUUCGGAGGAGAGUAGAUCCGAGACGUAUGGUCUUGUUCAGCGGUGUGUUGUUAUCCAACGGGAUGAAAAUGGAUUUGGGCUGACAGUCAGUGGAGACAACCCAGUCUUCGUGCAGUCCGUCAAAGAAGAUGGAGCAGCCAUGCGAGCAGGAGUGCAAACGGGUGAUAGAAUUAUCAAGGUGAAUGGCACUCUUGUAACACACUCAAACCAUUUGGAGGUGGUAAAGCUGAUCAAGUCGGGUUCCUAUGUAGCUCUCACUGUUCAGGGGCGCCCACCGGGGUCGCCCCAGAUUCCCUUGGCUGAUUCUGAAGUGGAUCUGGCAGCAUUUGGGCAUAUGUCUCCCAUCAUGACAUCUCCCCAUUCGCCUGGCACAUCAGGAAAUGCAGAAAGGAUUACUAGCCCGGUGCUUAUGGGGGAGGAGAAUAAUAUUGUCCACAACCAGAAGGUGGAGAUUCUGAGAAAGAUGCUACAGAAAGAGCAGGAGCGGCUGCAGUCUCUGCAAGAAGAGUACGGCCGAUCUGCCAGCUCACGACUGCUCAGAGAGAUACAGGAAACAAAGAAGCACAUUACUCAGCUGCAGGAGCAGCUGUCCAAAGCCACAGGCUGUGCUCAGGAUGGAGUUUUGUCCUCCAGGUCUGUGGCAGAAUCGCUGCAGGUCAGUGAAGUGGAGGCAGAGAGUGGGGAUGCUCUGAGCAAACUGGAUUACAGUAGUGACAGCCCCUCUCGACCAAACAGUGACAUUGCUGAUAGUCCUCGCAGUGGCCUGAAGGAGCGGGUUUAUCUGGAUGAGAGCCCAGAGAAGACUGAGCUUCAAGAUACUGAUUCUCAGUCCAGCAUUGGAAGUCCUUCAUCCCGUGUGGGACCACAGAUCAUUGGAGCAGAGGAUGAUGACUUUGACACUGAGCAGGAGCAGAUAAAUGGACAAUGCAGUUGUUUCCAAAACAUUGAGCUCCUGAAGUCUCGCCCAGCUCACCUGGCUGUUCUUCUGCACCAUGUGGUGUCCCAGUUUGACCCUGCAGCAUUGUUGUGCUACCUUUACACAGACUUGUACAAGCAGACCAAUGCGAAAGAGACUCGGCGUGUCUUCCUGGAGUUUUACCAGUUCUUCUUGGACCGAGCUGCAAAUCUUAAAGUUCCAAUACCAGAUGAAAUCUCCGUAGAUCUAGAGAAAAGAAGGCCAGAACUCAUUCCAGAAGAGCUUCAUCGCCACUAUAUACAAACUAUGCAAGAUAAAGUCUGUCCAGAAGUUCAGAGGAAUCUGGAAGAUUUCAGGCAGAAACGUAGUAUGGGUUUGACCCUGGCAGAGGGGGAGUUGACCAAGUUGGAUGCAGAAAGGGUUCGUGACCGGAACGCAGUGGAGAAGGAAAGAGCAUGUGCAGAACAGAUUAUUGCCAAAAUUGAGGAAGUCCUGAUGACAUCCCAACCUUUGGAGGAAGACAAGAGUUCCACCAUACAGUAUGUGAUUCUUACUUACAUGAAGCACCUCGGAGUCAAAGCUAAAGAGGCUCGGAACCUGGAGCAGAAGCGUGGCCGUAUUGGUUUCUUGCCAAAGAUCAAGGUACAAAGUAUCAAGAAAGAGAAAGAAGGAGAUGAAAAAGGAAAGAGGAGAGGCUUUCCUAAUAUCUUGGGCCCACCGAGGAGACCCAGCCGACAUGACAGCAGUGCAAUUGGCAGAGCCAUGGAGAUACAGAAGCAGCGCCAUCAAAAGCACAUCCCUGCAGUGCCUUCUGUUAGCCCAGAGCCUCCAGAUUCAGGCAAAGUGCGCCAGAGUGGGUCCUCCAGCGAUGGCACAGAUGCGCCGUACCCACCUGCCAACCCAAUGUCUCCUUUGGCAGUGGGUCCUUUUUCAUCUCCAGAGGGAAACAAGGACAGUGAAUCAGGCUCGAAGCAGACGGGAGAAGCCCCACCUGCUAAUGAGUGUGUGGAUGGCACACCCCGCACACCCAAUACUACUUUUGAAUUCCCAUCUCCCUUGGAAAACUUGCCAGAGGAGGAGGGAGAGUCAGAGAGAGUGGUCGACAUGGGGACACCAAAGCCUUUUCGCAAGAUGGACAGCGUUGGUUUUGCAGAUGUACAAAGUGAAGAUGAGCUGUAUGACUUUGACAUGGACACAGACCCUCCUAACUGGCAGCAACUUGUAAGCCGAGAAGUGUUGAUGGGGCUGAAACCCUACGAGAUCAAGAGGCAAGAAGUGAUUAAUGAGUUGUUUUACACUGAGAGAGCUCAUGUCCGCACCCUGAAGGUUCUGCAUAACGUUUUCUACCAGCGUGUCACCCGGGAAGGGAUCCUCAACUCCAGUGACAAAAGGAAGAUCUUCUCAAACCUGGAGGAUAUCCUGGGCCUUCAUGUCGCAUUGAAUGAUCAGAUGAAAGCGGUCCGGAAAAGGAAUGAGACUUCUGUUAUUGACCAAAUUGGGGAGGACUUGCUUUCUUGGUUCAGUGGAGCAGCAGAGGAGAAGCUGAAACACGCCACUGCCACGUUCUGCAGUAACCAGCCCUUUGCUCUAGAGGUCAUAAAGUCCCGUCAGAAGAAGGACUCUCGUUUCCAGACUUUCGUGCAGGAUGCUGAAAGUAAUCCCCUGUGUCGCCGCCUGCAGCUGAAGGAUAUCAUUCCAACAGAGAUGCAGAGGUUGACAAAGUACCCCCUUCUGCUGGAUAACAUUGCAAAGUACACAGAACUGCCUGAAGAGAAGGAGAAAGUGAAGAAAGCAGCAGAUCAUUGCCGUCAGGUCCUUAACCACGUGAACCAGGCCGUCAAGGAGUCGGAGAAUAAGCAGCACCUGGAAGAUUAUCAGCGUCGUCUUGACCUGUCCUACUUAAAGCAGUCUGAGGAUCCCAUGAUGGAUGAGUUCAGGAACUUGGAUCUCACAAAGAGAAAAAUGCUUCACGAAGGACCUUUGACUUGGAAGGUUAAUCGUGACAAAACUAUCGAUCUCUACACUCUGCUCUUGGAGGACAUUCUGGUGCUGUUGCAGAAACAAGAUGAUAAGCUGGUCUUGAAGUGUCACAGUAAAAUCUUGGCGUCGACAGCUGAUAGCAAGCACACCUUCAGUCCUAUCAUCAAACUGAACACUGUUCUGGUUCGUCAGGUGGCAACAGAUAACAAAGCUUUCUUCGUCAUCUCCAUGUCAGAAAAUGGUGCUCACAUUUACGAGCUGGUGGCACAGACAGUUUCAGAGAAGAACGUAUGGCAGGACCUUAUAGCUCAGAUGGCAGGGAAUGUAAAAAUGGAGAGCAGCAGAAGAGUGAUUCCAUUACCGCAGUCAGGACCUGGCGAAGAAGAGCGUGAAGAAGAGGAGCAGCAGAAGCUCAAAGACCAGCAUGACAUUCCUGCCAGUAGCCUACAAAGCCCAGACAAAGAUCUGGUCCUGGACUCUCCAUUGAUACUGAAUGCUCAGACUUCACCCACCAUGUCUGAAAAGUCCGAGGUGGAAAGUCUUCUCGUGGCAGAAGGACAGUUUGAUAAAGUGCAGCAGGCAGACCUGGCCCUGAAGGAGUCUUCUCCGUGCUAUGAGCACACAGCCACCAAUUUACCUUUGGUAGCAGGAGGGCAGUGGGCAUUGGAUGCAUUAAGGAACCUGGACUUGCUGAAAAAGCUGUUGGUCCAACAGCUUGGCUUUGCUGAGAAGGGGACCCUUGAAGACCGGCAGCGCUUUCCCAGGUUCAGGACCGUCUCUCAAGAGGCACAAACGGAGAGUGGAAGUGAGCUUGGACUUCAGCACUCCGACCAUAACAAAUUGCACCAGCCUGCAGCAGACCCCACGCUUCCGAGAAGCGGAGCUAACGAGCCCACAGCUAAUUAUGGCCUCCGGACUUCAGCUGAAUCACCAGCUCCAGGGGAUGCCAUGCAGCUGGGAGCGAGAGACCCCAGACCCAGCAGUAACUUAGCGAUGGACCGCGUGGGUAUGAAUCUGGAGGUCUCCGCUGCAGAGCUGGAAGGGGUGGGUGCUGAUGAGAGUGGGGAGCAUUUCUUUGAUGCCCGAGAAGCUCACAGUGAUGAAAAUCCGUCUGAAAGUGAGCUAAUGGAAAGGAAGGACGAGGAGGAUGUGCAAAUACGGAUCUCAGGAAAUUAUUUGAUCCUUGAUGGAUAUGAAGCAGUGCAGGAGAGCUCCACGGAUGAGGAGGUGUCGUCUCUGGUUCUCCAGGGUGCUGCAGGUGGUAGCACCUCUUUGGACUCUGCACAGCAGCAGCCCCUUUCCCCACGGGACACACAGUCAGAUGGAGGGAGCUCCCCGUUUGCAGAGGAGAUGAUGGUUACCCGCUGGGGAGGAGUGGAAGAGCCCUGCACAGUUGUAGCAAACCCUCCCUUCUGGUCUAUAGAGUCACGCGUGCAGAUGAUGCAGUAUAUUCAGAAGAUAGAGAAUGACCUUGAAAAGUUAAAGGAGGUUGAGGAAGACUACAUCAUUCUCCGUCGCCAAGGGCUGGCUGGGUCAGCCUCCACAGGAGAGCACUCAGAGAAAAGUUAGUCGUGUUUUCAGGAUGGCUGAAGAUUGGAUGAGGACUUUCAGGACUCAGCACCCGCUGUCUUCCUUGUGGACUCUAAGACAAGAGGGUUCGGACCAUCCAAACGUGAACCAUCCUCUAGCAAAGCGGGCAUGGGUGCUUUUCCUUUGGGGCAUCUGCACUAUCUUGUCAGUGAGGGAGCCUGUUCUAUUCCACUCCUCCUCUCCUUGCCACCAGAAAUUCUUUUUUUUUUUUUCAGAACAGAAAAACCAAACCAAAUGUACAGAGCUUUGGGUGUAGGAUAUAAAAAUGUAUUUAGACAUUUAAAAAAAAAAAAAAAUCAUUGUAUUUAUUUGACUUCAUUCCGUGUAUCAAAAGCACAUUUUAAUUUUUUAAUCUGCCUUUUUUUGUUGUUGUUGUUCUCGUUGUUCUAUUUUAAUUGGGUAGUGACAGUUCUAGCCCUGUGCAUCCAGUGUGCUGUGCCUCCACUGCUCCUGAGCCUCGUUAGGUCCCAGGGCAGAGGGUGUGCCCGUGUGCAAGUGUACCUUCACUUCACUGGACUGGACUCUGCACUCCCUGCUGGCACCCAAACUGCCAGGCAAAGAGCUACUUAUGAAGGUGUUACGAUGACUUGUGGCUGGAACUGUGUGCAUUCAACGGUUGCAUGGGAAAUGCUCACGUCACUACGUGUCCAACAAGGGUUUUCCAUGCCCUGAGUAGCCAGGCACUUGGGCAAAGCUUUUUCCUCCCCUCCCUCCUCCCAUUCUCCUCUGACAUGCAAGAUAAGACUGGGAGAGGAGAAUAGGUUUAAGUUUUUUUUCUUGACUUUGUUGGCUUUGAUCAUUGUCUCCUUUGUAAAGUGAUAAAAUUACUUGGACCUGCAGCACUUUUGUAACUCUUCUCUGGAUCAAAAAAAGAAAAAGAAAAGAAAAAAUGCAAACCCAGAAGUGUUUCAAAGAUGUGGGGCGGAUGGGUGUCUGUCCCUGAUUCACUACUGAAUGAAUAAGGGCUGCCAUUUGAGUUAGCCACAGGUACUGCUGAUUAUAGGGCCAGUAAAUUUUAGUACCUGAAGGUAUGUCUUGCUGAGGGCUUGGGGUGUUCGGUUGUUGUUUCUUUCUUUGUGCCAAUGUGUUCUCACUGAAACAGAGAUGUGCAAAGCAAAGGAGGCUGAAACAGCUCUCCAGCACUUCCCUGGGCCUGUUCUGAUGGGGGUUUGCUGUUCAAAUUCCUUCUGCUCUGGGAACAAGAUGUAACCAUCAGCCACCAGCAGAGCCAAUGCUGGGCAGCCUCUGCUGGCCGUGCACUGCCCUGGGGUCGGUCCUGGGCUGGGCACCAGCGUGGCACGGGGUGGCUCUGCAAGUGGGGCAGCUAUAAUGCAAAGCAUGCAAGGCAGUCCCUUUUUCCACCCUCUUUCCAGGUUUUAAACUAUUUAACGAACCUGAACUGAACAGCAUGCCAAACCUGUAAAUCCCAUUAACCCAUCAGAACUGCAAUAGCAGCUACGUGGAUCAUGAAGUGCUGAGAAUCUGUCUUUGGUCAGCAGAAAGAUCAUCUUCCCUGCUCCAUUAAAACAAGUGUUUUCUCAUAAGCUGUUGGCACAGGGUCGGAUCUCUCCUUUUUUUAAACUAAAGCUGGAAAGGAGGUCCUUCUUCUUCUUCUUCUUCCCAUUAGAAAUAGGCAAGGGAUGAGUUCACAUAAAGAUUGAACAAAACAGAGAUUGAAUUUGGGGCCUGGUGUGAAAGAAGGAGCCUCAGUCCCUCGUGGGGCAGGGAGGAGUUCCUCUUUUGAAGAGCUGAUUGCACAGAGUAUCACUGUUCACCAGCAGGAGCAUUGCACUGCCAACACAAGCCAAAGUGUUCUCUUCCAUGCUGGCAGGAGCUGCUUCUUCCUUGGGCCCUGCUCAGGCCUGUCCUGCUCACCCCAUGAACGUACUGUCAGUAUUAGCCAGGCGCUUCCCUUCUUACCUGCUGGGACCUCCCCUCCUUGCCUUCAGCCACGCGGUUCCUUUGCUUGUAAGCUUCCUCUGCUAAGCCCCAGAAGUAGAAUGCUGCCUCAUGCUGAUGGAGCAGCUUUACCUGAUCCUGCCAGAAACUGAGCUGGGCUGCAGCCAGACCUGCUGUCCGGCACCCUUUAUUCCCCAUCCCAGAUCCCCUUGGUCAGUUGGCACCCUGCUGGUCUGCAACCCACACUCCAGAAACAGGAGCAGUCCUUACGACCGUCGCAGUCAAAAAGCUUUCCAGCCUAUGAGUUGCUGGAGUCCCCCACCAUCCCAAAGUGCUGGAUGUAAGCUGGGACGAGGCCAGGGGCAGCUCUGUUUCUUUCCCCUCUCAGGUUGCACAGGGGGAAAUACCUUUGCUUUCUGCUGGGCUAACAGGUGGCAGGGAAGGGAGGCCUUUGGGGUGGCUGGGAUGGAUGAUCUGCAAUGCAGGAGGCUGCAGAGUGCUGUAAGGAAAGGCGGAGAAGACCGACCUGUUUGAACCCAGCUGGAUGGAGAACAGAAAGGUCACACCGUGCUGAUGGGUUUUUGUUUCAGCCGGCCUGCUGCUGUGUUGGCCAUCCUGGCAAGCAGGGCAUUACUCCUCUAGAGAAGUGAUGGUGGGGUCAGGGAUGUGUGCGCAGUAACCCGAAAUAAUGAGGGAUUCCUUUCUACUCUCUGGCACAUCUACUGUAUGGCAGAACCUCAGGCCGUGCCUCGCUGCGCGGAAGGAGCUGGAACUGAAUGCACUUUCCAGGAUUCCCCUUUCCCCUCCAAGCCAUAACGUUACUCUUUCUUCCAUCCCAAUUUCCAGGGUAAGAAAGCGUUUUCAUUCUCUCCUGGUUGCCGUUUGUACAUUCCCUUAUCAGACUGGACAGCAGAGCAGGGCUGCUCUCCGGUUCCUUUGCCCAACCCAUCCUCCCUCCCGUUCAGCUCUUUCCUCCCAGCUAUGAGAUGCUGUCUGGCGUUGUGUUCUCUCUCUGCUCCCCAAAGAAGCCCCCAUCCCCCCCCCCCCAAAGGUGCCAACUGACAAGCAGAUGUACUGCAAAAGGGAUACUGCAGCCAAAACACUGCUGUUGCGUUUUGAAUUCAGCCUUUCGGAGCUCUCUUCAUAUUAGGAUAUGUUUAUUUUCUUUGUACAACAUACAAUCAUGUACUCUUUAACAGAGAUUUACUUUAAAGAGAAGAAGAAAGAAAGAAAGAAAUCUGGAAGUAUUCUUUAAAAAAAAAAAAAAUACGCAAAAAUCUUUAUUAAUAAUCCUGUAUUUUUACUGAUCAUGUUUGAAUGUCUAAAAAGACUUUAUUGUUCUAAUUAUCCAGAUGUAUGUUUGUAAAAUAGCUCUUUUAUGACUUAGCUGAUAAGGUUGUAUGUUUCUGGAAUUAAAUAUUGGUCACUUAAAGAAAAAAAAAAAAAGAAAAAUGUUGUUUUCAGGAUCUGGGAAAUAGAAAAUUUACGCCUUUCAAAUAUCAUUAAAUAAGCUUAAAGGAAAUCA